GCAAUCUGCCAUCCCGACAGCCAACAAUAGCUUCAAUGAUUAAACCUUGAAUGGAGCAAGGCCAGUGUAAUUUGGUUGGGAAUAUAUGAAUUGGUUAUUGACUACGUUGUCAAGGUCACCUGGCCACUGGGGCUAUUAUACUAGUAAUGACAGUGCGCCAUGGCUUUGAAUUGUCACUAUCCAGCGCUGUUCAGUUGUGCGGAGGCGUUUUGUUGAUAGUUACCUGUGUAAAUCAGCAUUUGGCAAACACCACCUGUACAAUUUAUUGAGUGGCAAGAGAGAUUUCAGCAAAAGGACCCUGUGAAAACCAGGUCUAUUUUGCUUUGAGCAUCAACCUUGAUACUUCCACUGCAGUGAAAUGGGAACCGCAUCAAGCGCCAGGCGAGCUGGUGCAAGCAGUGGUGCCAGUGGCCCUCCCUCGAAUGUCGUCUGGAUAAAUCCAAGAUAUGGCAUUAGAUUCGGUGGCGAUGGCGGCCGUCGUCGGCGUGUCCGCGCCACCCCAGCCGUUGAAGAGAGGCGGAGUCCAACACCGCCACCAACCAACACCCAAUUGAAGGUCAUGAGUGCAAACUUGAUGGAGAGGAGCAACAAGUUUCUGCACUUCACAUCUGAUAUUGAUGAGGUGGAUGGCUUGGUGGUGAGACGUGGCCAAGCAUUCAAGGUGCAACUGACACUGAAUCACCCUUACGAUACAAGCACCGAUGAUAUCGCUUUUGACUUUAAAACAGGAGAAACUCAGAAUUUCCAGAAAAGAACACGGGUGCUUGUGUCACUCCGUGAGCCCCGCCUGUCAUUAGCUGGAGGAUGGAAGGCAGAAAUUGAGACACAGGAGGAGAAAACAAUCACUGUGUCUAUCGUUGCUUCACCUGAUGCCUUGGUUGGAAAGUACUCCCUUCAAGUGCGUACGACAGUUCAAUCAGGUGACUCCACCGAUCCCCAGCGAUACAUGUUCAAGGAGCCCCUGCCGGUCUUUCUGCUCUUCAACGCCUGGUGCGAGACUGAUCAGGUCUACCUGGAGGAGGAGGAUGAACGGAAGGAGUAUGUGCUGAACGAGAAGGGUUUCAUCUGGUACGGCAACUGGAGACAGCUGGGCAGGAGGCCCUGGGGUUUCAACCAAUUUGAGAAGACUGUCUUUGAGGCUGUUAUGUAUCUGCUGGAAAGACAUGUGGUUGAUUAUGAGCGUGGAAGUUCUGUCAGUGUCAGCCGUGUCAUGUCAGCAGCUAUUAACGCUCAAGAUGAUGGUGGAGUCUUGACUGGUCGCUGGGACGGCGAUUAUCGCCCACAUGCUCGUCCUACGUCAUGGACAGGCAGCCAACGCAUUCUGGAGGAGCAUUUCAAGACUAAAGCUCCGGUUCGUUACGGCCAAUGCUGGGUGUUCUCAGGCGUCUUUACUACUGUUCUUCGAUGUCUUGGCAUACCGGCAAGGAGUGUGACCAACUACGCAUCUGCCCAUGAUAGCGACAACAGUCUGUCCAUUGACAGGUUUUACGACGAGGACAACGAGAGGUUGGAAAGGUAUGAAAGUGACUCCAUCUGGAACUUCCAUGUCUGGAACGAAGCUUGGAUGAGUCGUCCUGAACUCCCAGCAGGCUAUGGAGGCUGGCAGGCUGUUGAUGCCACACCUCAAGAAACCAGUGAUGGUAUCUACUGCGCCGGACCGUGCUCUGUUAAUGCUAUCAAGCAAGGCCACGUCUACUAUCCGUAUGACGCGAGAUUUGUCUUUGCUGAAGUGAACGGUGACAUUGUUAACUGGCGGGUGAAAAGAGACCGAACUACUGAAGUGAUCAAGGUCAAGAGCAGCCAUGUGGGCAAGAACAUAAGUACAAAGGCAGUGGGCUCAAGUGACAGGCAGGAUUUGACUAUGGAGUACAAACACGCAGAAGGUUCUGCAGCUGAAAGAGCUGCUGUCAAAACCGCAACUUCUUACGGAAGCAAACCUGGAAUUUAUGACUCACCUGAAAACACAGAGGAUGUAGACGUCCAGCUUGACUUCCAAGACCUCUUCGUUGGAGCAGACUUUGACAUCAAGGUGCCAUUGACCAAUAAGAGUGAAGAAGACCGAACAGUUUCAAUCACGGUCAUUGUGCAGGUGGUUUACUAUACUGGUGUUCUCGCUGACAAAAUUAAAAGAAUUGACGAAACAAUACGGCUUGGACCAGGCCUCAAUCAUCAGUUGAACUUUAAAAUUGAUGCUGACGAGUACCUUGACAAGAUGGUGGACCAGUCGGCAUUCAAAGUGUUUCUUCUCGGCCAUGUUGAUGAGACAGGACAGGCAUUUGCAGAGGAGGAGGAUUUCCGUCUGCGCACCCCGGACCUUGACGUCAAGCUGCUACGGCCUGCAGCCAGUGAGAUGAAGGUGGGACAGGAGGUUGAAGUGGAGCUCAGUCUUCAGAACCCUCUGAAGAAGACGCUGACAAACUGUGAGAUAAGCGUCGACGGUUCAGGGCUGUUGGCUCCUCGUGUCAUCAAACUCAGUAAUUUGGCGGCGGGUGGAACACUCACUAAAACCGUCAACUUCAAACCUCGGAAAGCUGGUGAGAGGACGCUGGUUGCCACCUUUGAAUCGGAUCAACUCUCCCAAGUGACUGGCGAACUGGAUUUAAAUGUCCUGUAGUUUGAAUUUUAACCUGAUCUAAAACUGGUAUAAUCUCCACCUUACUGAGUAAAAGUCUUUUGAAGCGAAAUAAAUGUGAAAUUCCCAGUUGAAAUUUUCUAUGUUUGGUAGAAUAUAAACAUGUUAAAGAGUGAGGACUCAGUGGAAACACACCAGUUAAAAAAAACUGGCAACAUGUACACAUUUUUCACUGGUAACUGGCCAACAAUCAGACAAAACAAAUUAUUGUUUAAGCUCUUUGUGAAGAAAGGAUACAACAUUGCUUCCCUUUGUAAGGUACGGUGCAAUGAUUUUUCAAAAGAAAUUUGUAUUGUCCGAUUGUUGGCCAAUACUGUACACCUUAAGGGAGUCUACCAGUGUACAGAGUUUCACGUUGGGUUUAAAAACUCGUCUUUUUUUUAAGCAGGCCUUUCUUAAUUCAUAGGUAAUGUUUCAUAAUGGCUGGGUUUAUAAUGUAUUAUUUAAGGUAUUGAUCUAUACCUUUUUAAGCAGGCUUUUUUAAUUCAUAGGUAAUGCAUUUUUAAUGGCUAAUUUUUCCUUGCUGGGCUUAUAAUGUACUUAUGUGCGUUGAUCUAUGCGUUCACUUUUUAUGUGUUGGGCCUCAGCCCAACACCUAUUGUUAUUGUAUGAAUUGACUAUUAUUAGGUGUUGGGCCUCAACCCAACACCUAUUGUUAUUGUAAGAAUUUACUAUUAUUAGGUGUUCGGCUUUAAGCCCAACAACUAUUGUUUUUGUAAGGGUUU
Patiria miniata (bat star) is the source of this 3357-nucleotide messenger RNA. RefSeq names its product protein-glutamine gamma-glutamyltransferase K-like. Gene Ontology annotation, molecular function: protein-glutamine gamma-glutamyltransferase activity. NCBI's taxonomy places the organism in Eukaryota, Metazoa, Echinodermata, Asteroidea, Valvatida, Asterinidae. Gene Ontology annotation, biological process: peptide cross-linking. The transcript is spliced from 14 exons. The record is from RefSeq and is a predicted model, not a curated record. Bases 359 to 2614 code for a protein of 751 amino acids.